GGGGGCGCGCCCGGGGGCUCCGCGGAGCAUGCCCGCCGCCCGCGCCCGGGAUGACUCCCCAGCAGCGCGCUGAGCUGCCGCCGGGGCAGAGCGAGGAGGCGGCGGGCGCCCGGCCUCUCCUGGCGCCGCGGAGCAAGAAAAUGAAGCCCAUUGUUCAGAGGAGGCGCUCGACUUCUGCAGCCCUGAGCAAAGCACUCAGCAAGUCCAAGUGCCACUCCAGCAGGGAAAUUAUUUUUUCCUCACCCCAUCCAGAUAAUGGGUUGCCGGCUGGGGCCUUUGGUGACUCCAAUUCUGUUUUCAUCUUGGACGAGCAUGUUCAGCUUACCCUGGGCUUACAGACGCAAGAGCGGCGCUUGUUCCUCUUCAGUGACAUGCUAAUCAUUGCCAAAGCCAAGUCUUCUUCCAGCUUGAAGCUGAAGAAGCAGGUGCACCUGAAUGAGGUAUGGACAGGCUCCUGCUUCAGUGAGGUGUCGGAGAAAAAGAUGAACCCUGAGACGUCCUUUGUGAUCGGCUGGCCCACCACCAACUACGUUGUCACUUACAGCUCACCUGAAGUGAAGGAAAGAUGGCUGUCCACACUGCUCUGGCACAUCGAUGAAGUGAAGAGGACUGAAUAUCCCAGAAGUCUACCAAUGCCGAUUUUGUUGAUGGAUGGUGAAAAUAGCUCCUCUAACACAACGUUAAGCGUCUCCAACACAGAAACAGUCGAUGACACCAUUAAGAAGGCAACUCAGCAGCUGGGCCUCCUGGGCAGGCCGAGUGACUACCAGCUCUGGGUAAUACCAGGAAGGGACAACCCUGCGUACCCUUUUAUUGGCCAUGAGCACCCCUUCAGUGUCAUUCUGAGCUGCCUCCGGGACUCUGCGGACCAGCUCCAUGUAUCCAACAAUAACACGCUGCUGACUGAUGACUAUGAAAAGUCCCUCGUGGAUCCGCUCCCUGGAGAUCGGCAGUGUCAGUUCAUCCUGAAGCCCAGGCCCCAUGUGCCAGUGCGACUGCAAGGAGAAGCCUUGCAGAAGCACACCAAGCGGAAGAAGUCUUUGAUUGACUGGGCUCUCCGCCGAAGUACCAGCACCCCAACUGGCAGCCCGGCGUCCCAGUCGCCAACCACACCACGGAAGCUCUUCGGCCUGUCCCUGGCAGCUGUUUGUCCUGACGGAAGCCUUCCCAAGCCAAUUAUGGAUAUCCUCCAGCUCCUCUACCAUGAAGGCCCCUCCACAAGAGGCAUCUUCAGGCGUUCGGCCAAUGCCAAGAUCUGCAAGGAGCUGAAAGAGAAACUCGACUCUGGAGAUGACGUCCAGGUGGAUGGGGAAUCGGUCUUUGUGGCUGCCGCGGUUGUAACGGAUUUUCUGCGAAAUAUUCCUGACAGUGUUCUGUCCUCAGACAUGCACAAGCUCUGGAUGGAAGCCAUGGAUAAGGAAAAGCGUGCGCAUAAGAUCGAAGCAAUCAAAAGUUUAGUGAACCAGCUCCCAGAAGCCAACCUCAUCUUACUCAGACACCUUUUCGGAGUCCUGCAUCAGAUUGAGCAGAACUCCACAGAGAAUCAGAUGAACGCCUUCAACCUGGCCCUCUGCAUUGCUCCCAACAUGCUUUGGCUGCCCAGCCCAACGGGGCCGGAGGAGGAAAGCAAGUCCACCAAGAAGGUAGCCAUGUUGGUGCAGUUCCUAAUAGAAAAUUCAUCUGAAAUCUUUGGCGGGGACAUCACAGAGCUCUUCCAACGGCCAGAGAAGGACAAGUCCCAGAGCGUGGAUGACUUCCUGGUUCAGCACAAUGACUCCUCCGACGAGCUGGAAUAUGCCGCUUCCUACCCGGAGAGAGCAAAGCAGCAUUAUGCCCUCGAUGCAGACAACGGCCUGUUCGGCCCGUCCGGAGGGGAGCGCGAGGACUGGGACCUGUUCAGCGAGAUCACAGCCUGCUACCAGAGCAAGGCCCGGAACGACGCCAGUGCGGACAGCUACGAGCUCCUGGGGGAGGAGGGCUCCUUCUGCUCCAUCGGCUCCCUCUGCUCCCUGAGCCCUGCCAGGGACCGGUGCUCUUCUGAGCCCAGCGUCUGCCUGAGCUCCCAGCUGCCCUCCCAGGAGCACGAGCCCGUGGCGCGGCAGUCCAGCUGUGAUGCCACCAUCAUGCACAGCCACGGAGAUUACAUUCGGAGGCUUAAGCAGUUGCAGCUGGAGAGCCAGAAGCUGAUCGAGGAAGGCCUGAGCCCUCGCCUGAGCAGGGCGAAGCAGAGCUUCUGGAGGUCCCCGCCGAGCUGCCUGCUCACGAAGAAGCUUGGCUCCCAGAAGGCCAGCCUCUCCAACAGGUCCAGCUUCUCCAGCCUGUCGUCCACCACCACCUCCCCCUCCGCCUCCUCGCUCAGUUCCCUGGACAGCGCUUUCUCUUACUGCUCCGAGUCGUCCGCCUUCAGCCCUACGGAAGUCUCAUCCCUGCCCUUUAUGUUCGGCACGUCCACCAGGCUCCACAGCUUGUCUCCAAAGGUGGCAAGGAGGUCCUUGAAGGAAUGGCACAAGCCCCUGACCGCUCCCUCUCCUUACAGCUUGGAUGCUGGAAUGGAAACUCAGAGUCAGUUUGACCAGGAGAGCAGCUGCAGCAGAGGGAAGGGCCAGGUCUUCAUGCCCAUCACGGCCACUGGAAGCCCACUCGGUGAGGGCAUCUGGCCUGGGGACAAGGAAGAGGCAAGGCAGGUGGAGGUGUUCUCCCAUGCCCUUGAAAGCCCCUCUUCUGUAAACCUAGAACUCUGCACUUCUGCCUCUAAUAUCGAGUGCCCUGCAAGCCAGCGAGUGCAGUGGGAGAAAUCCGUGAAGCAUAUAGAGAUAAAAUGCCCCGAAGCUGCCCCUCGUGGCCAAGAAAGCUUGAAGCGCACCAAGAUAACAGUGUACAUGGCCCCCAAAGAGAGAAGUCCAAGGGAGUCUCCAGUGGGACACGGCGAGGAGGAAGCUGCCAGCAAUAGGAGCACCAGCUCCGUUGGCGGCGGUGGCCCAGGCGCUCCCAAAAGCCUACAAACAGUGAGGGUCCACAUCCCCCAGACAGUGUUUUAUGGGCAAAACACUCCUUUGGUACUCCAGUCCAUCUCAAGGAGGCACCACCACGGACCAGUGGUCCAACCGGCCGAGGCGCAGGCUCCUGAAAGGGUGCAUCUUGUGGAACCGCUGGAAGCCGCCGCUCAGCCGGGGAGCUCUGCCGGCAAGGACGAGAGCAGUGUCUUCAGCCACACGUUCCGCUUCUUCCUCCCAGCCUCCAUUCGCAACACGGUCCGGGAGUACUUUAGUCAGGACAGCUCCAAGGACCACUGCCUGCCAGAGGCAGAAGUGGUGGAGAAUGAACUGCUGCGGCAAAGGGCCGAGUGGCUCAGAGCCCAGCCCUGUCCCGGCCCUCCAGCCGAGGAGCACAACAGCUUGCCGUUUGCUGAAGAGACCUUUGUGUAGGAGCACCACCCCACGGCUUCGCGUCUUGGAGGGAGCGCUGUUUGCGGAACUGUUGUGUAGAAUGUGAGGGGUGAAGAAUCGGGCAGGCAGCCUAGGCCAGAGUGGCAGGAUGAGUGCCUCGUCGGUCAUCCGGCUCUUUCCUUCUCAACCAGGUGUUUUUUUGCCCAGCCAAAGAAUAGGAAGAAAGGUUUGUACUAGCCUGAGGUGGGACUUCUCAGCAAGCUUUCAAUUCCAUCUCACACAGAGGUGAGCAGGCAGGAAAGGCCCAAGAAGGAAAGCCUUUUCUGGGAUCCCUUCAAAUGUCAGAGUCAACCCACAAAAUGUUGCCAGUGGUUUGCUUUUCAGCGUAGUGUGACGUGAGAACCAACAGAUUCACUGUGGCUCAGCGUCAGAUUUUAUCCCCCGCCUGUGUUCCUACUCUCACUCUUGCUUGGGGUAGACAGAAACACGCUGCUCUCAUUUUAUUGAAUUCGUCCAGCCAGCCAUGGGCCCUUGAUGGUCAGAAAGGCGGGCUAAUAUGGAACAUAAAAAUGAAUCUUCCUGAACCCAUUUGUGGCUGCUCCAUCGGUUUUUAAUGAAGCCAACCUCCCACGAGGUUUCCCGUGUUCCUCAUGCUAUACCUGGAUUUCCACAGGCGUCUCAAUGAGCUGAAUAUUCACUGCCUUUUGUUAUGAGUUGCGCCUCACAUCCCACAGGCACCUUUCACAGCCCCAUUCUUACCCAUAACAGGGCUGCCAGUGUGCUUCCUCUGUGUUUUCUCCAUUAAGACCUAUUUAUUCCAGUUGCGACCCUAAUGAGGGGAGUGUUAAAGGUUGGACGUUUCAGGUCUAUCCUUUCCGUUCCAAGGUUCAGGUUAAUUCUUCAACACUUUUUGGGGGACCUGGAAUGGUUUGGUGUUGCGUUGUGUUGUGUUGAGGGAAGUUUGGAAGUGGUUACGUGAGUGAGUGUGCAGGUGAGGUGUGGGGCUGAGCUGGUAAUCCCAGUGUUACAAACUGGCUGCCCUCUUAUAUCAGGGAAAUCUGCAGAAGCUCCUCUGGGGUGUUCCGGACUGCCCACGGUCUUGGGCUUUCAGUACGCGAAACACAGGCCUUGAGUUGCACAACCUAAAUUUUGGCCUGUCUUGAUUCUGCCUUGCUUCAUAUGAAAAGAAAUUAUUUGUUAAACAGGUACUAGUUUUCUCACAAUGCUCCCUCUUUUUGCAAUAGGGACACUAUGUGAGCAUGUCUUUUCUUUCAACCAUUCUCCUUUUCCUUCCACAUCCAACUGAGUUUACACAGUUACGGAUUCAGGACAGGCACCUUGAUAAUUUCUUCUGCAAAUGUCUUAAUGGAGGCAGGAAAGGGGGGCUUACAAACUUAACUCUUUGUCAGUGCUAAAAUUAUCUCAAGGUGCCUCCCAGCCCUCCUGAAAAAGAUCUGCUACAACAAAGCUGUCUUCUGCCAUCCAGGGAAAAUGUGCAAAAGCGAUACUGACUGAAGCCAUCCAAAAUAAAACUGUAACUGGCAUGUCUGUCACACCCCAGGGUGUUUCUGCAUAGAUUGUGACACGAUGUGCAACGCGCUCAUUUCCAGAGAAACAGCAGGUCUACUCAGAAGCCAGUAAAACGGUUGAGCCUGCAUAGAAUUGCAUCCUUCGGGGUGCUGAGCGGGCCACAUGGUCCGAAAAAGGAAACCAUCUCGGCUUAGUGGAAAGAAAGAGGGGAAAUAGAGUGGUAUUAACUGAGAAAAUGUGCAAAGAUGGGAAGAUUUUUAAGGAAGGUGUUAUUUGAAUGCUGUGCAAGGUUUUUAGAGUUUAGCCACACCUCAAAGGAAGGUGGGCCAUAAAUUGUGUUUGUUUGCUUGAACUGUUGCUGUAAGCAGCCUUAUCUCACCCCAAAUGACCUUCGUGAGCAUUUCUUUUGUUGCAAGCUGGCACCUAAAUGCGAAAGAAGGGUCUCUCCUUGUUCUUGAAGGCUUUUCAGUAUCGGUCAGUCUAGAGCUGUGCUCCCAGACUCAGGGCUGUUGGUCAGACUGGCUGGGAAUGAGUGAGGUUGCCACCUGAGACAUCCAAGGCUACCCACUUGGGGAAGGAUGCUCUGGAUUGUCCCAGCUGGAUUUUAAACUGGAAGAAAAAGAUUGUUCCUGCCAAUUCUGUUUUCUGUUUAUUUCUGGCCUCACUCAGGUUGGUGGCUGUUGUAUGAGGAAAACUGUCAGUUCCCCACGGUCCUGUCUUUUGCACAUUAGCUCCUUCAAAAGAUGCUCUCCUUCUCUUUGAAGUGCCUAAGCAAUGGGUGUAAAUAAUCCAAUAAAAGAACACAAUUUUAUUUGCCA
Molecule: messenger RNA, 5734 nt
Organism: Varanus komodoensis (Komodo dragon)
Lineage: Eukaryota; Metazoa; Chordata; Lepidosauria; Squamata; Varanidae
Product: rho GTPase-activating protein 20-like
Exons: 15
Coding region: 51-3425 (1124 amino acids)
Biological process (GO): regulation of Rho protein signal transduction; signal transduction
Molecular function (GO): GTPase activator activity
Source: RefSeq, a predicted model, not a curated record